Messenger RNA from Lucilia cuprina (Australian sheep blowfly), 1327 nucleotides. RefSeq lists its product as uncharacterized. The annotation marks the transcript as partial. The record is from RefSeq and is a predicted model, not a curated record. The transcript has 3 exons. NCBI's taxonomy places the organism in Eukaryota, Metazoa, Arthropoda, Insecta, Diptera, Calliphoridae.
UACUUUAUAAUUGAAAACCCGUUUCCAGGCACUGCUCUAGAAAAGGAACUGUAUGAAAAACUCUCACUGAUCUCUUUCAUACAACGACUUCUAACACAACGUUGUGCCAGUUUCUUUGGUCGUAAUGAUAAAUUUUUGCUUUUGUCACGUGAACGAGGUUGCAGUGGUUUUAUGGAUGUGGGCACAGCUCAAGAAAAACCACCUUUAAUAUUGAAAAAUGUUCUAAGCUAUGAUGAAAUCAAGUUAUCGGCUUUGUUAAGCGUUUCUUCACAUACGGAACUGAUCAACAAUGGCAAUCGUCAGAAUUGCGGAGUAAUAGAGAAAAAUAAAUCUCUUAUAGAGAGAUCAGGAGUAGUAGUGGGUAUUAUAGGGGCCCGCUUAACCAGAAGAGAUGUUAUGGAAUUUCAGGAUAUUAUUAUAGCAAAAACACAAAACACUAAAGAAAAUGGUUAUGGUUUCGGCAUAGCUGAGGAUACUACCAAUUCUAAACAUAAAGAUUAUCGUCGCAUCUGGAAACAGUUUUAUGAGGAACCAGACUUUCUCUACAAUCAAGUUAUUAAAGAUGGCAAACGCUUUGGUGCGUCAAAAAAUAAAGAUGAUAUUUUUGAUAAUUUAAUAAUGAAAAAACGUUAUACGAUAUCCUUUGAUACCUUACUACUCGAAGCUGAGGCUAGAGCCAAGGCUGAGGGAAAACAAGCUUAUGUUCAUGUAGUGGGUAUAGGUUUGGGCGUUUGGAAGGCAGCUGAACAACAAGAACAAAUUUUUCUACAGACCUUUACACAAAGAGUAAAAUAUCUAUUGCCUCAGUUACAACACAUUGGAGUCUUACAUUUCUCUUGGUUUUCUCUAAGCGAGUGUGGAGAAUUAAAAAAUGGUUAUGUUUUCAAAUCGGAAACACAUCCUCAGGGUGGUAUUAAAUGUUUUCUAUCGAAAAGAAAUCCUGCUGAUAAAUUAAAAACUCCAGAAAAUGAUAAUAUGCUUUUGGUUAUAUCUUAUGCCUGGGAUGGUAAUGCCUUACCGGGUAAUGAGUUUUGGAUGAAAAUGUUAAAAUCUACUGGUGAUUCUUCUACUGCCUGCAGUACCCUGAUAACUGAAUUACAUAAUCCUCAUAUUAAUAAUGAAUAUGUUACUGGUGAUAAUUUACAUGUGGCCACUGAAAAAUAUGGCAUUAUACAUAUAGCUGAUUAUGCCAAAAAAAUGUUCGAAUAAUAAUUUUUCUAGGAACAAUGUAAAUAUUUAAUGUAAUUUGUUGUAUUUAUUAUAAAUAUUUUUUAGUUAAAUUUCUGUUUUAUUCUAAUUAUUGUGCAAUAUUUUUAUAAAAAUACAU